AUGACAAGUCCGGAAGACGAGGCCGUCCCAGAACCGCAGGGUCACGAAGUAGAACAAGACCCUGAAAACAGCGGACUUGCAGUGGCAGCACCCGUAACAGUUGGUGAUGUUGAAAGUGCCCACCCUGUGUCACCCGAGCAGGAGGAAAUUGAUAGAGCCAGAGAGGCCAAAAAACGCAAGGAAACAAACUUUAUGAUUGCCAUUGGCACUCUAGUGGCCAUCGCUUUCAUCGUCAUGUUGGUUAUCAUCUUUAUUGUGAAAGGUGAAAAUGAUGACAGCCCACCCCCAACAGAUGGUAACAUCACGGCUGGGAACACGUCUAUUCCCUUGAGUCCCGAAGAAGUCUUGACUGGAUUGCUCCCAGAUGACACUCUGCCCAACCUAGAAUUUGAAUAUACCCCUCAGGCCAAGGCAUUCAAAUGGGUCGCAGAAGACCCAAACUUUGACAGCUAUUCUGACAAGCGGUUGCAACAGCGUUUUGCUUUGGCUACGUUCUACUACAGCUCCAAUGGUGAUGGGGAUGGUUGGGGUAACAAAACAAACUGGCUCAACGUAUCAGUUCACCAAUGUAACUGGGAUUUUAUCAUGCCAAACAACCUGCAGUACCACGCUAAUCAUGGGAAUCGAUAUGAUGAAUACAAGUACAUUGAUGGCCCGUGUGUACCCAAAAAUGCAAGCAUGGUGGGCAACUAUAGCACUGCGAUGGACGUUGCCUACCAUGAUGAUUUCCUCUACUUGGCCUUGGUUGGUCAGGAGCUCGAUGGUUCCAUCCCACCAGAGAUCGCCAUGUUGACAUCUCUAAAAAUGAUCCAGUUUGAUUCUACAACAAUGGAAGGUCCCAUUCCCACCAUCCUGGCCAACCUCACAGGCCUACGGGAACUAUACAUAUACGAUACCUUUACCGGAACCAUUCCGACUGAGCUUGCUCAACUUAGCGAACUGCGAACUUUGAAUAUUGGGGGUGCAACGGAGAUUUGGGGUACCUUGCCUUCUGAGUUUGGCUUGCUUUCCAUCCUCAAAGUGCUAAAGAUUGCCGAAACCAAUAUUUCCGGAACUAUUCCAAUGGAAUACACUCAUUUGUCCCCAUGGAUAUUUCGGAUCUUCCGAAAUUCCCUUACUGGCACUAUCCACACAGAGUUUGGGCUGUUCUCCGAUGUUGAGUGGUUCUUCAUUGAACGAAAUGACCUGACUGGUUCUGUCCCCAGUGAGCUUGGAUUGAUGAGCAGGAUGCAAAUUAUUUAUGCAUACGAGAUGAGUCUGAGUGGCACGAUUCCAACUGAAUUGGGUUUGCUAUCGAGCAUUGCACAGAUAUAUUUGCAAACAAAUUCCUUGACUGGAACUAUCCCCACAGAGUUGGGCAUCCCCACUGAAAACUUCUGGAGACUUGCUGUCAGCAGGAAUCUUUUGACUGGUACGGUUCCCAGUGAGCUAAGACUUCUCACAAAGUGCGCCAACUUGGCAACCCAGGCCAAUCUGCUCACAUCAACAAUUCCGACAGAGGUUGCUGCCCUGCCAGCAAUGGAGUACUUUUCCAAUUCAGACAACCUGUAUUCUGGAAUUUUUCCCAUGGAGCUCUUUUUCAAUGGCAGCAAAAUGGUCCGUUUCUGGUUUGAGAACAAUGAAAUCUCCGGAACUAUCCCAACAGAAAUUGGCUAUUGGACUAGCUUGUGGAACUUUCGACUUGAUGGAAAUUGGAUUACCGGAACAAUUCCAUCAGAAGUUGGUACCCUGGUAUCAAAGCUUGAAUACUUCAAUGCUGGCUCCAACCAGUUAUUUGGGGAGAUCCCAACUGAGAUUGGGAAUCUGCUCAAGCUCAAAGAGUUCUCUGUUGGCGACAAUGGCUUGACUGGGACUCUGCCAAAGGAGCUAGGGUUCCUUGUAACCAAUGGGACCUUGAAGCACCUUAACGUUUCCAAUAAUGAUGGGCUGUUUGGAACCAUCGGAUCUGAGGUUUGUGCGUUGACCGCUGACCCUGUUUUGAGUAAUGUUCUGGAUUUCACUUGUGGGGAUCUUUGUGGGUGUGAUUGCCCUUGUGACAAUGCGUCGUCACUUGUAUUGUAUGGUCAAAAUUGUACAGUCCUGGCAGAAAUGAAGAGUUGGUCAUCCAAUGGAGUAUGA
Messenger RNA from Seminavis robusta, 2118 nucleotides. The record is from the annotation of a GenBank genome assembly. NCBI's taxonomy places the organism in Eukaryota, Bacillariophyta, Bacillariophyceae, Naviculales, Naviculaceae.